AUGAUGUCAUCGCCCGGCGAACGCGAAUCGGGCGGAAAUAGAGUUCUGCCCGACGAUUCUUACGUAAGCGAUUACAGAUGAUUUAAUUAAUCAAAUUAAGAUCUGUAAAAGUCAGAAGAAUCGUAAUAGAACAAAGUAUAUUUUGGUAAAUUAAAAUCACAAAAACUAUCACUAAAUAAAGCGUAAAGUAAGUUGAAAGUAGGAAAACAGAGUUCCAGCGUCGUGACGGCGAUGCGUCGGCAAUGCACCAGAAUCCUGAGCGUUCGGGAGGAUCGUCGUGCAGUGUCCACGGCCUCAAAGGCUCUCCUUGGACAAAGACGACGUGGGCAAUCUCUAGAUCUUCUCGCGAAGUCUAGAAAUUAAUGAAAUGGGUCGCCGAGUCGUCUUUGGCGGCUAUCACUCGGCGGAGCAGAAAAACAACGACUUUGCGGCUCUCCGGCGGCUGUCACCCGACGGAGAGGAGUUGGAUGGAGGUGGGGCGCAUGUCAGGGAGCUUCAUCUUCAAGUCCGCGCAGCAAGAGGAGGCUCUUCAUCGCAUCUGGUAUGCUCUCAGGAGGUGACGACUCGUCUCCCGGCGGAUCGUCUUCUUCCCGACGAUGACUUGUUCAUCGAUCAAUCGGAGAUGAUUUACUCGAUGUAUUCGCGAUCCUUUUAUCGCGAAUCGUUCAGCAAUUUUAGUAGCAAUGCUCCGCGAAUCGCGUUGACAAGAUUUUCGCCGAUGAUCUAGCGAUUCUCGUUGCUUAAUCCUUCACCGGUGAUCUGCAGGAAAGUCGCGAUAAUCAGAUAAAAAUAUAUGAAUUUUGACUCUGGGAGGAUUCGAACCCGCGCCGGUCGCCCGCCUCUGAGGAAGGUGUGACGCGAGUUUAGUCCCACAUCAGUUGUGCGCCGAUUUUUCGGGCGAAUAUAUAGUAAUGUUAGCUUUGUAAGCAAAGUCCCUUCUCUUGUGUGUAUGACCACUCCUUGCCCCACAGCCGGCUGGCCACCGGUGACGUGGAAGGGGAGUGGCGCACACGUGCCCCUAUCGGUCCAAGCUAAGCCGCUCGAGCCCCUACUCGCAGCUACUCCCCGACUAGGCUUCCGACCUGCUUGUGGGCCCGGCUGGCCGGCGGGUCCCCCCAUUUUGCAAUAUUUUUAUUUUUAUUUCUUGUUCUUCAUUUAUCUCAAAAGUAAGACUGUAAAAAUCAUAUAAAAUCACAUAAUUACCCAAAAAUUCACGUUAAUCAACUGAAAACCACAAAUCAUACUUUAACACAAAUAUAAGUCUAUUUAUCAUGAGUUAAGGCUAAAACUAUAUUAUUUACUAAUUAUUAACUCAUGAUAAUGAAGACUUAUCAUUGCCCCUUGUAGGUCUACUAUGCUGCUACUUCUUCUGUGACAUUCUCCCACCCUUGAAGAAUCUGAUGUCCUCAUCGGGUGAGUUGCAAGCUACUUGACAAGUUGUUUCUCAAACUGUCAUAGGUCCUUGUGGUGCUAUGUUGUUGCUUCUUGUGAGUCAUCUUCCCAUCAUAUGAGGAAGUCGGUGUGCUUGUGCACAUUAUGGUGGUCACCUUCGUCGGUGAACCUGUGGGUCAGGAUAUUAUCAAUUUUCCUAAAGAGGGUUUGAUAAGUCUUCAUUAUCAUGAGUUAAUAAUUAGUAAAUAAUUUAGUUUUAGCCUUAACUCAUGAUAAAUAGACUUAUAUUUACGUUAAAGUGUGAAAAAUAGUUUCAGUUGAUUAACGUGAAUUUUUAGGUAAUUAUGUGAUUUUAUACAAAUUUAUAUGAUUUUUAUAGUCUUACUUUUGAGAUAAAUAAAGAAAAAGAAAUAAAAAUAAAAAUAAAACAAAAUGGGAGGCAUUUGCUAGCCAACCAGGCCCGCAAGCGGGUCAGAAGCACAGUCGGGGAGUAGCCGUGAGCAAGGGCUCGAGUGGCUUGGAUUGAUAGGGGCAUGUGUGCACCACCCCCCUUCUAUGUCACAAGUGGCCAGCCGACUGUGGGGCAAGGAGUGGUCGUACACACGCGAGAAAGGGAGUUGCUUGCAAAUGUAAUAUUACUGUAUAUUUGCCCAAAAAUUCAGCGCACAAGCGAUGUGGAACUAAACUCGCGUCACCUUCCCUAGAAAGGGCGGGCAAUUGGCGUGAGUUUGAAUCCUCUUAGAGCCAAAACUCAUAUUUUUUAUCUGAUUAUCGCGACUUUCUUGCAGAUCGCCAGUAAAGGAUUAAGUAACUAGAAUUGCUGAAUCAUUAGUGAAAAUCUUGUCAACGCGAUUCGCAGAGCAUUGUUACUAAAAUUACUGAAUGAUUCGUGAUAAAAAGAUCGCAAAUCCAUCGAGUAA
Messenger RNA from Spirodela intermedia, 2312 nucleotides. The record is from the annotation of a GenBank genome assembly. Lineage: Eukaryota; Viridiplantae; Streptophyta; Magnoliopsida; Alismatales; Araceae.